AAUCAUUUAUACAUUUGAAAAACUUGGUCACCCUAUAGUAGUAUGCGAUAAAAUGGCGUCUGUCUUGUUUCGUUUGAUGACCUCGUAAAAUAUUAGAAAUAGUUUUAGUGUGUGGUGUGAUAGUUAUUGUAUGUAAUAGUUAUUUCUAAUUUAAAGAAAAUAUAAUUAUUAUUCGUAGAAACCUUGAAAAGGGACUCUUAAAGUACGUAUUAGUAAGAGUGAAAUGUCCGAGGAGACCGAGCGGCAUGGCGAGGCGUCGUGUGAUGUGGGAGCAGGUGGCGGAGGCUCGAGCAUAGCCCGCGUGUUAAUGACCCCGCUCCAGCUCGACGCCGCCGCGGCAGACUCGCUCCGCGCCGCGUGGAGAAACCAGGACUUGUACAUAGACCAUCUUGAAACGUUGAACAAACAGUUGGAAGGAAGCCUGGAAAAGGCGAAAGAGGUAGAAGAUAGAAUAAAACAGCAGUAUGCUGAGUCCCAACAUAGAGAGAAGGUGUUAGUUAGACGGCUUGCAGCUAAGGAGCAAGAGAUACAAGAUUAUGUUAGUCAAAUUACGGAAUUAAAGUCUUCCCAUGCGAGUCUCAAUGGACGGCCGACCCUAUUAGAUCCAGCAGUCAAUGUACUAAUUUUAAGGUUAAAACAAGAACUCACAUCAACUAAAGCGAGAUUAGAAGAAACUCAGAAUGAACUGUCUGCAUGGAAAUUCACACCAGACUCAAACACUGGCAAAAAACUUAUGGCAAAAUGCAGGCUGUUGCACCAAGAAAAUGAAGACCUUGGACGUAUGACUUCAAGUGGGCGAAUAGCUAAGUUAGAAGGCGAUCUAGCACUACAGAAAAGCUUUAGCGAAGAAGUUAAAAAAUCACAAUCAGAACUCGACGAGUUUCUGCAGGAGUUGGACGAGGAUGUGGAGGGCAUGCAGAGUACGGUGCUGUUCUUGCAACAGGAGCUGCGCGCGUCGCACGCCACAGUGAACGGCACGCGCACGGCGUCGCGCGCCGCCUCGCCCGAGAAGCGCACGUACUCGGGCAGCGACUGCAGCGACACGCCGCCCGGCAAGAGGAGGCGCGCCUCGGUGCUGUCGCUGGACUACAACGAGGACGAGGAGCCGCUCACCGUACCCAACGGGGACGCCGACUAGCGCAGGAGCGCGCGCUUCACAUACAGAACACGCUACUUUAAUAUGAACUAGUGAACUUGUGAAACGCUAUCGUAUGUUUGUAGCCUUCUGGCCAUUUCGUUGACUCGAAAUUGUUAUUGAUGAAUUAUUGUGAGUGAUCAUUAAUGUCCAAUUAUGAGGUGAAACGCUGGUUCCGUGUCUAAUCACUCAUUUACAAAACAUGUGAGAUGCUUAUUUAUUAGCAUAUAAAGUGUAUUCUUAAAAAAACUAUGUACUUUCAUUAGAAGACAUAAUAAAUAGACUAAUAUGUGUCAUUUCCAUUGACAAUUAAUUGGUGAUGAUUGUGUCUAUCGUGAUGAUAAUAAUAAGAAAACAUUUGGUAAAAAGCAUAGUUUUGCGUUUUUAUGCACAAUGGACCAUGUGAUCAGAUUUAAUAGUGAAUCGUUUUUGACAUUGUUUUUACACUGAAAUAAUUGAGAAUAGACGCUGAGUUGACGAUUUUAUAAUUUAUUUAUAAUAAGUGAAUUAAUUGUGAUACUUAUUAGAGACCCAAUGAUAUAUGAAGUAAUGCGAUGACCUGUGUUGCAACAGCUUAAUAUUUGGUGGCAUUUAUUUUAUUUGUAUGCCACAGAAUGGAAUAACAUAGUGUGUUGGUACUGUUGGUAGCAAUAAUGUGUAACACCAAGCCUAAUGUUUUAAUAAUUGUCACAUUUGUAAUAAAUUUAUGUGAGUUCGAAAAUGAAAUCUUUCUAUUUUCAAAUUACAAUGAUUGUAUAUAGUAAUGUUAAUAAACAUAUAUAACUUGCA
Spodoptera litura is the source of this 1924-nucleotide messenger RNA. It is a transcript of the gene fl(2)d, whose product is annotated as Pre-mRNA-splicing regulator female-lethal(2)D. Gene Ontology annotation, cellular component: nucleus. The record is from RefSeq and is a predicted model, not a curated record. Gene Ontology annotation, biological process: regulation of alternative mRNA splicing, via spliceosome; mRNA modification. NCBI's taxonomy places the organism in Eukaryota, Metazoa, Arthropoda, Insecta, Lepidoptera, Noctuidae.